This is a messenger RNA of Lathyrus sativus (Indian pea), 1278 nucleotides long. Lineage: Eukaryota; Viridiplantae; Streptophyta; Magnoliopsida; Fabales; Fabaceae. The record is from the annotation of a GenBank genome assembly.
AUGGCUUCAAUAUUACAAACUUCAGUUAUAACUUGUUGUUCUUUAUCAUCCUCAAAAAGAGUUAUUAAUGCAGCUAUCCAUCUUCCCAAACUACCAAAUAUUUCAUUGCCACCAACAAAGAUACAAACCAGCAGAAAACAACAACUUAAUCAUCAACAAUUAAUACUAGAAAACAACAACAAAAACAACACAAAAAUAUUACAUGAUCCACAACAAGAGAAUUCUACGAAUUCUAAUGAUACAAUUCAACUCUAUGCAGUGUUAGAAGCUGUAUCCGACAGAGUUGAAAUGCAUCAAAACAUUGGUGAGCAACGUAACAACUGGAACAGCCUUCUCUUAAACUCAAUCAACAUGAUUACUUUAGCUGCUACAACCAUGUCUGGUGUUGCUGCUGUAGCAAGUGGGGAAGGUGCGCCACUUUUGGCUAUGAAACUAUCUUCUGCUCUUCUUUUUUCUACUGCAACUGGAUUAUUGCUUAUCAUGAACAAAAUCCAACCCUCUCAACUCACAGAGGAGCAAAGGAAUGCUACAAGACUGUUCGAACAACUUCAGACACAAAUCCAAACUACAAUUGCUGUUGGAAAUCUUUCUGAGGAGGAUGUGAAGAGUGCAAUGGAGAAGGUUUUGGCACUUGACAAAGCUUUUCCACUUCCACUAUUAGGAGCAAUGCUUGAAAAGUUCCCUGCAAAAUUUGAGCCUGCAGUUUGGUGGCCUUCCAAAAAAGGAAACUCACAAAGCAAGAAAAUGGGAAAAAUGAAUAAUGGAUGGAGUGAAGAACUAGAACUGGAAAUGAGGGAAGUUGUUGAAGUGAUAAAGAGAAAAGAUGCCGAAGAUUAUGACAGACUUGGAAACAUAGCAUUGAAGGUAAACAAGAGUUUGGCAAUUGCAGGACCAUUCCUCACAGGAAUUGCAGCUAUUGGAUCUACUUUUAUAGGUAAUGGUAGUCCUGUGGCUGCUUUUGUUCCUCUCUUGGCUGGUUCACUGGCUUCUGCAAUUAAUACUUUCGAACAUGGUGGCCAAGUUGGGAUGGUUUUUGAAAUGUAUAGAGGCUCUGCUGGUUUCUUCAACUUGUUAGAAACCUCAAUAGAAUCAACUUUGAGUGAGAAAGAUUUAGAGAAAAGAGAAAAUGGAGAGUUGUUUGAAAUGAAGAUGGCUUUGAAGUUGGGAAGAAGUACAUCAAAUCUGAGGGAACUUGCAUCGAAAUCAGCUUCUUAUAGAAUGGAAGGUGUUGGUGACAUGGAUGAAUUUGCCAGCAAAAUAUUCUCAGACAUCAAUUAA